AAAUGCGUGUCCUUUGUUGUACCAAAGAGACUUAAAAUGCUUUGAAUUCUUCACAUAAAAUACACGAUUUAUGAAGAAUGUUUGUGAUUACAUAAAACGCCACCUACAAAAAGUAAUGUGAGAAAACACAAACCUCAGUUAAUCCACAAACCUUAAUUGUUUGUAAAAUAAAAUAUUCUUUUAAAAGAAGUGCUAAAAGUGAAAUUUCAGUAGAAAAAGAAGUUCGAUUCGUGUAAACCUAAAUAUCAAAGUUGCGAGCUGCAGCCGUGAAAUUACGUCUUUCUUUAUUCGCUUGCACAGACGAAAGGUCACGAGGCAAGGAAACGUCAAGAAUUUAUCGGCAGCAGAUUGAGAAUGCCAUCUACUAGGGCACCACCAAACAUUGUGUAGAAUUCGCGUUCCCAGCCUCACAAAACAGACCCUUCGUCGUUGUCGUCGUCGUCGUCAUCGUGGCAGCUAAACAUGCGUAAGAGUGUGUACGUGCCUUUGUUUGUCUGCCUUCAAGCCUGGUCGAGAGAGCUGUGUUUGUGUGCGACAGUGUAUGUAGUGACAUAGAUUGCGUGUACGGAAAAUGUACCAUUCGCACACGAGGAAAAAAGCUCCACCACAACCCUUCUCAAAGUUCGCUCCUUACGCUUGGAGCUAUUAUCAACAUCAACAUCAGAAAGUUACGGCUUGCAUGCUGCUCAAGCACAGGAAGUGCCGUGGAAAAUAGUUCACUCCUUCAAGGUACACCGUUCAGGGUGGGAAAAUGUGAUGGCUUUGGAAAAAUUAAGGUGCACACCAAAAUAAUGUUGGGCGUGAGAAAAAAGAGCUCGGGUAAUUUUAGUGCUUUUGAAGUGCGGUAAAACAGAAACGAGUGUGCAAGAAAAUGGUUUUAGUGCAGCGAAGGCAAACGGUUUAAAGCCACAAGGUGUAUGCAAAAAAAGAAAAAGAUAAUUUAAAACAUCAAACCGAUACGUGUUAGCUUCCACGAUGGAUCAGCAGCAUCCGCUACUGAUCGCUAGCGAAAACAUCCACGACAGUGGCAUCAUCGAGGAUGUACACCAGGAGUCGGAAGACACCGGAAACGAGGAUUACGGCGAUGAAAGCAACCUCGAGUCGAACUUGCGUCGGCGGAAAGGAAAAAUUAUUUCCUGUGUCGAAAAUGCAUCAAGAUUAAUCCGCAGACGUGUGCCUUGUGCCGGCCAUUUGAUGACACCCCGACGGCUAUGGCUGAACAAAAUUCCGACCCAGUGUGAUGUGGUGAUUGAAUUUCCAGAAGAUGCCCCAGAUGAUGCGCUACGGUGGUUGCUAAACAGGAUCAAGGCUAACCCUCCGGAAGGGUUAGGACUGUCGGCGAUGGUACGGGCACACGAAAGCACCAAACGUACCGCAUUCUACAUUACCGCCCCAAUGAAUGUAUUAUUUAAGGCAGCCGAAGAUGCUCGCCUGCCAAAGCGACUGCGAACCGACCUCGGUGGGGCAUUGAAGGAGUUCACCAAACGGGAAAGUCAUUGCUUCGCCCAAUCAAAGGACAACGAGGGUGCCAACAGUCUUUUUACGUCCCAGGAACGGCAGUGGCUCGUGCUACAGGUCCUGCAGGGUCUGAGGGCUGGAACGUCCGAUCUGAAAGCACUGCAAGGAAAAGCUCAGGUGGAGGAAGGACAGAGCAUCGUGGCCGCCUGGCAAGAGCUGGGCCUUAUAACGCAGGUUUUCCCGCUUCACGAGACGACCGCACUGCAGCAACUCCAGUCUAGCUGGGUACGGAAAUUCUUCGCACCACAACCCCUAGACGAUAUAGCGGCAUACUUUGGAGUUAAAGUGGCGCUCUACUUUGCCUGGCUGGGACACUACACCUGUGCCCUAUGCGUACCGGCCGUGCUGGGCACUAUUCUGUACGCUGGCCUUUGGGGUCGAGGACAGACGGCUCAAGACAUUGGACACGUCAUUUUCUCGCUCUUCAACGUCGCCUGGGCGUCACUCUACCUGGAAGCUUGGAGGCGGUAUUCGGUCGAGCUGGCUUUCCGCUGGGGCACUUUGUCAACGCCGCCCGAGCUGCUGGAACCUCCACGGCCACUCUACAAGGGGCCACUCGAGGAAAGCACCGUAACCGGACGGUUGGAGCCGAAGGAAGCACCGGCAUGGCAGCGGCGAGCCUUCCGUUAUCUAGUUAGCUUUCCAAUUAUAGGGCUCUGCCUGGUGUUGGUGUUUAUUGUGAUGUUCCUGAUGUUGAGGCUGCAGGAUUGGCUCGAUCAACACUUACCCUAUAGCAGUGCUGGCCUGUGGGAGUGCAUGUGCAUAGUGUCUCAGGACUGGUGGGAUGCCAAGCUCCCGGAGCAGGGCGUUUUCAGCUGUUUGAGCGUAAUACCGAAGGUCCUGCUAGCCGGCGCCAUUACACUAAUGGACGAAGCGUACUACAAACUCGCCGUCUGGCUGAACGAUAAAGAGAACUAUCGGCUGCAGUCGAAGUACGAAAAUCAUCUCAUCGCCAAGGUGGCCCUUUUCCAGUUUGUCAACAGCUUUCUUUCACUCUUUUACAUCGCCUUUUACCUGCGCGACCAGGACAAGCUGAAAGAGCAACUGGCUGGGUUGCUGAUAUCGCGACAGAUCAUCGGUAAUCUUCGCGAGUCCGCCUGGCCAUACCUGGUGGAGCAAUGGCGCCUGGCGAAAUUAAGCUUCAAAAUGUGGGGUGCGCUCAGCCCAACGCAGGAGCUCCCACCAAACAUUGCGGCCUCCGCUUCCCUCACCUCUACCAGCACCGUUAGUGCUGCUUUGCCUGGCUCAUCGUCGCUGAUUGGUGCCGGCGAUGGAAAGCAGCUGGAUGAAGGCAAAAGCCCGUCCGAAUACUCUUCCUCCUCUACCAACACACCGAAACGAUCGAUCGGGCAAGCUGAAAUAGAAAGCUCCCUGUACAAGUAUGAUGGAACAUUUUCCGACCAUCUGGAAAUGCUAGUACAGAUGGGAUACGUUGUGCUGUUUUCCGCCGCAUUUCCUCUAGCCGGGCUGUGCGCUUUGGCAAAUAAUCUGCUCGAGAUACGUUCCGAUGCCUUCAAACUGGCCCACGUACACCAGCGUCCAUUUGGACAGCGUGUUGCAAACAUCGGCACCUGGCAGAACGCUCUCGGGAUGCUCGGACUGGCAGCUGUCAUCGUGAACUGUGCCCUGAUUGGGCUCUCCGGCCAAGUGUCCCGACUGUGGCCCGGCCUAACGUCCACCCAGACGGUCAUACUGAUUGUGGCGCUCGAGCAUGUCAUGCUUGGAUUACGGUCUGCCUUAACGUGGCUACUGCCGGAGCUACCGUCCUGGCUGGCGGCGGAAAUCGCCCGUGCGGAACACUGUCGACGCGAGAUGCAAUGCAAAGGACCGUCACCACGUCAAACGCCACCGUCACCACCGUCCUCCACUUCCAUCUCGCACCACGAUCCAGAUUUCAACAGCAAUCAGGACAUUUUCGACAAAACUGAACAGUCCGUUGGCAGAUUUCACAUAUCUCCCAGUCACGACAAUAACCAAGACAGCGAGUUAGAGCGUGCCGCCAAGCUGGACAACCUCAGCAUUCAUCCCGUUUCCUCAGCGGCACAACAAUUGCGCCAAGAGCAGCAUCAACAACAGCAGCAGCACCAGCAGCAACAUCAACAGCAACAGCACAAAAACUCACAAAGUAGCUGCGAUAAUAUGGACAUUUUUGCCAUGGACACGCGUGACGUUUCGCCAGAUUCGCCGAUCUCUCAGACAAGCACAGUAUUAUUACGACCUCUUCAAGAUUCUCCUCUUAGUGGUCAAUCUGCACAAACCGUUGCAUUAGAAUCGACACAAACGAAUUCAGGUGCAUGUCUUAAGCAGCCAAGCAUUAAGCUCGCCGACAUACCGCCCUUCCGAGGACAAGCGAUGAAGCACAGCUGUAGUAUUUACGAUAAGCGAAGCAUCAACCUUGGUGAAAUUUCGCAGAGCCCUCGGGUUGCCUCGAAACCGAUCCAGAUUCCAGAAAUACCACCGUUCCGCAACCAGGCACACUCCACGAUGCACUCGCCCGUCAAUCAGAGCCCGCAGAAUCCCGCACACAUGACGUCCGCCAAUCCUUCGCCACCGCGGAUCGCCGAAAUUCCGCCCUUCCGGCCACGCAACCGCUCCAAGGAAUGGAUGCCCAACAUCGAGCAUACCGAGCACCAUCUCACGAUUGGCCCUAGCGGAGGAGCCGAAUGGGCAAAACGCUUGAAGGCAGCCGAUCCUUCCAUCAUUCACAGAAGUACCGACUGUAUUGUAGCGAAGCAGCAGGAACUUGCUACUGGUUCGGAUUCGGAGCUGCUCAAACCGGCACCAUCCUGGACAAAUGUGGCGAUCAAACCCGGUGAUCAGCAAGCGGGUACAAGCAACAGUGCCCCAUCGGUAAAAGCCCCAACCGAAGAAGAAGCCAAAGCGGCUGAGCUUGCUGCCAAAAAGUCUCGCCUGAAACAGAGCCUCGUAAAGCGUGCCCGCUCGGUUGCCAUUUUCUCGUUGAAGUUGAAAGAACAGCGUGCGAAAAGGGCGGAAAAAAUGGCUCUUGAAGCAUUGGAAGCUUUACCGGCCCCACCACCCGGUGGCGAACUGUCACUGAUACCGAUCGAGCAGCUGAUCCAGGUGGAUGAUGUCUUAAGCCAACGAAAUCAUGGUAGCGGUUCCGGUCACAACAAUGGCCACUCGUAAAACGGCACCAGCACGCGCUUCGUCACUGGACGUAAAUUGUACUGUACAAAACCUACCCUGAAGAUAUUCAUGUUUCCAGUUUUAAAUCUUGCCUCUUAACGCUAAUACCCCUCACAAUGGCUGACUUCUUUCUCUUUCUGAUAGUAUGAUAGCGAUACUGCAGCUAGUGCAAUACCUUAGUGUGUACCAUCCUGUUCGGUACGAUGUACAAUUAACGGUUUAGUUCGACGUCUAAAAGUGUAAAGCACAAAUCUACACCUCAUUCGCCAUGCUUACCAUAACAGUUACCACGAUCGAUGAUCAGUACGAGGAGGAAAAUGGUGAGAUGCAACAAUGUUGUAACGAGCUUUACUGCUUAAUGAAAGUUUCUAGUUUUUUAGCUUUACUAAAAGUAGUACACGAGCAGCAUUUGCAGAGAGAACCGAAAAACAAACAAACCCGUUUCUUUAGACGACAAUAUUCAUUAAAUCAACUUUAGUUUCUUGUGCUUACAACAGCUUCACAUAAAGUACAACUCAUAACCAAGAUUGAGAUACUAACAUAGUUGUGAAUUAGAGUUAUUUGUAUCCUUACAUAAAGCAAAAUGGAAGCAUAUAUAUAUUGUGCAAGCUGCAUUGUUUGCUGCAUUACAAUCCGUAACCAUGUAACUGCCUUUCGGUUUGCCGCCGUAUGGUUAUAUUUAUUGGAGUUGUAGUUGAGCUUUAUUUACAGGACGUAAUGGGUAUGCGCUUUAAUAGGAAGGAUUGGAAAGGUGGUGCUCUAUGCAGAACAAAUAAUCAAUCAAUCAAUUCAAUGUUGCGUACAUACUACAUUUAAGUGAAACGCAGCUAAAGCUUUAGUAUUAGCAUUAGGUUUGAGCAGUAGGUGCGCCAGUACAGCAGGAAAAAAAACAUCAUGCAAAACCACUACAACCAUUACCUACAAAUGUUGCAAUGAUCGUUCGUUUUGCGAGCUAAGUGAAUCGCUUUUGAGUACAAAAGAAAACAACAAACAUAAAACGACAAAAAACUAAUCACAACUCCAUGGAAACAGCAAUCCGUCUUGUCAAUUAGAACACAAUGCACACGCCCGUCCGGGAGCGGGUUCGAUUUUACGGAUAAUUCACUAAAAUUUGGGCAGCUUUUUACAAAACGCCCAACAGUAAUCCACCCACAGGCAACAUAAAUCAUACAAACAAAGGCAAACAUAUAUACAUAAUAUUUGUUUAAAAAAUACCGAUAGUGAAGCAGACGGGCUCGAAUCCCCAAACAAUUAUUAUCGACAACGGAUAUUAAAAAUUUAAAUGGCAUCGAAUCAAAAAACAAUUUUGAAGUAGAAGAGUUUGGAAAGCAUCCAUUUUAACCGAGAUCCGGCGCGCAUGCAAAAUCUAUAAAUCUUUACCACCAUUGUGAAAUCGCUCUUCAUCGCUAGACAUUACUUUAUGCAGCUGUUUCUCUUUCAACUAGGCCCUAACACCGUUCGCUAUCUCUUGCAACACGUGCACACACUCAUUCUAUCAACAUGUAAGCAACAGGACAAAAAUGUAACAAAUUUAAAAAAGCAAACCCCAAUCUAGACGCAACAAAAUACGAAAACAAUUCUAAACUUCUCCAAACUUUGCUGUAAAAUAAUCAAAGCGAAAUGCUGCUACGUUUGUACAGUUACACACAUACAGACGCUGUUUUGUUUGUUGAUGUUGUAAGCAACGCAUUUAAGGGCCUGGCCGCCGUUACGAUUGUUGCAUUCUUACAUACGUAAGGAAUUUAAUUCAACAUAGAAUGCGGGUGAUACAGAUCGAUGGAAAUUACUGGUAAUUGAUGGCAAAUCAAGAAAAUAAACCAAAAACCUUAAACAGUAAGGGAAAAAGUCGAAGGACACAAACAGGAUUGUUCGGAUUUUUGCAUACAGCUUCCGCUAACGCGUUCGAUGUAUGGAACGGUUAAGUGUGCGAGUGAAAUCUUUAGCAGCUGUUAGCUAGAAGGAAAUUGACAACAUGCGUCAACCGAGUACAGCUUUGAGUGGUUUUGUUUGGUUUUGAGCUUGUUAGUGUAAGGUAAAUAGGGGCGGCCACUUCCCGCCAUAUGUAGAGCUUCGGCGGGAAGAUAAAGAAUGGCCGUGAUCAAUGGUGCGAUCAAGCUGUACAAAUGGAGAAAAAUGCAAUGACUGUAGGCAGCAAAUUGAUGGCGAUUUAUGAUUUGAUGAACGUUUUGCAAACAAUGACGGCAGUGAGCGGAUCAGGAGCAGAUCAGUGCUAGUCACAACGGGAAAUCAAUAAAAUAAUACAAACAGUGAUCUUACACCAUGUUAAUGUUUCAUGAAACAGCACUAAA
Molecule: messenger RNA, 6974 nt
Organism: Anopheles funestus (African malaria mosquito)
Lineage: Eukaryota; Metazoa; Arthropoda; Insecta; Diptera; Culicidae
Gene: wwk
Product: anoctamin-8
Exons: 24
Coding region: 976-4665 (1229 amino acids)
Biological process (GO): chloride transmembrane transport
Cellular component (GO): plasma membrane
Molecular function (GO): chloride channel activity
Source: RefSeq, a predicted model, not a curated record